CUUAAGGGUCUGCGUGGUAUUUUAGGGUUCCAGCCUCCCAGAGCGUUGGCGUUUUGGGUUCAGGGUUCUCGCGGCGGCGGCUCGUACUUCCUUUCGCGUCUUCUGAAGGUUUGGGUUUAGCAGCGCGGAAAAGCUUGUGGAUCGUUCGUUAGGGAGUCGCCAUGAGCCGAUCGGGGCAGCCGCCAGAUCUAAAGAAGUACAUGGACAAGAAGCUCCAAAUCAAACUGAAUGCAAACCGUGUAGUCAUUGGCACACUUCGAGGAUUUGAUCAAUUCAUGAAUUUGGUCGUGGACAACACUGUGGAGGUCAAUGGGAAUGACAGGAACGACAUAGGAAUGGUGGUUCUCAGAGGAAACAGUGUUGUGAUGAUUGAAGCCCUUGAACCAAUUGCCAAGUCUCAGUGAAAAUCGGUUUACGUACUUCUGGUUGAGACUUUGAGCUGCUAGUUUUUGUAAAAAUUGAUAUGUAUGCGAUUGGGCGUAUUAUACUGUAACGUCGAUGCUGUAUGAGCUUUGCCACCUAUGUAUGUUUAGCCUCCCUUUGGUUGCAUACACCGCUGAAGUCAUUGCUAUUUAGCUGCAUUCCAUGCAAUACUGUGUUUUUAUCUUGUGUAGAUGGCCAUGGAAGCUUGGUAUUGUGUGGACCACAAACUAGACAUCUGUCGGUACUGUCGAUAGAGAUCAUAGGCAUAUUUGGUUGCAAGAAAAUAACUUCGUCAA
Molecule: messenger RNA, 719 nt
Organism: Brachypodium distachyon (stiff brome)
Lineage: Eukaryota; Viridiplantae; Streptophyta; Magnoliopsida; Poales; Poaceae
Product: probable small nuclear ribonucleoprotein G
Exons: 4
Coding region: 162-404 (80 amino acids)
Biological process (GO): spliceosomal snRNP assembly; mRNA splicing, via spliceosome
Cellular component (GO): U2 snRNP; U1 snRNP; SMN-Sm protein complex
Molecular function (GO): RNA binding
Source: RefSeq, a predicted model, not a curated record